UUCACAACGGAGUUAUAGAUUACUGAUUAAAAAAAACAAAUUGAAUUCAACCAAACAGUAUAAACGCCAAUCGAAUUGAAAAUGCAAUCUAAAGCAAUGGGGACGACGAGUGGGAGCAACGUGGAGGCGGGGUUCGCGAAGCUACAAGGCGAAGACUUCGAGUACUAUAUGCAGACCUACUCCAUAAUGCUCGGCCGCAACUCCAAGAAAUCGACUGUUGAUGUUGACUUAGCGAGCCUGGGCGGCGGCAUGAACAUUUCCCGCCACCACGCCCGAAUCUUCUAUGACUUCACGCGUCGCCGUUUCGCACUUGAAGUCCUCGGAAAAAACGGCUGCUUUGUCGAGGGCGUCCUCCACCUCCCAGGUAACCCUCCCGUCAAGCUCGAUUCGCAGGACCUCCUCCAAAUCGGCGACAAAGAAUUUUACUUUCUUCUCCCGAAGAGGAGUAUUCUCGGCGGGCGCCCUGGGCCUAGGCACCAUGUUUCGACUUACAAGACAAUGGGGACGGGGGCGGCUUCCGGAAGUGUAUCGCAUCAUGAUUACCAUGGCGGGGGGGAGACAGGGAGGACCGUGGGAUCCGUGGCGGGAUCUGCUGUGGUGGCAGCGGGGGCAAAGAAAGGGAAAGGAAGAGAAUAUUACGAGGAGGAGUACGCGGAGCAAGAGGAUGUUGGGAGUGCUGGGAAGAUGGCUAGGAGAGAAGAUUGGUAUGGUGGGGCAGAGGCCGGGUCCGGAGGAAGGGCGGGGUUGGCCGGAGGAUCAGAUCCUAUAGAGAAGGGAGAGGGAAAAUCAAGAGUUGACCGUGAAUCUGAUAAUCAACAACUUAUGCAAUUGGAAGAAAAGGAUGUUGUGUCAUCUGUAGCUACUGUGCUUUCUGAUAUGUGUGGUCCUGGAGAUUGGAUGCCCAUGGAGAAACUCCAUUCUGAGUUGUUAGAACAGUUCGGUAAUAUCUGGCAUCACAGCCGAGUUAGAAGAUAUCUUACAUGUGAGGACUGGCCUGGUCCAGAAUCCAAGGGGAAACCUUGGUAUGGUCUGCUUAUGUUGUUAAGAAAAAAUCCUGAACACUUUGUUAUCAACACAAGAUCCAAGGGCCGGGUAGCCCUCGAAUUCGUCUCUCUUGUAUCUUUGAUUUCAUAGUGUAAUGGUCGGGAAGCGUCAAAAGGCACUUGCCCUUGCUUGGUCAUCUUACAUGUCUUGAGAACCACCCAUAUUGAUCUAACAAUUGGCUUGUUGGGUAAAUGUAUCUGGAUGGCAUGGAAUUAAGAUUUAUUGCUAGCAUUUAUUAUUUUGCUGUUUUUUAGAUGAAUUCUCUGUACAUUUUAUGGAACUUUCCUUCCAGGAAAGAUUGCCUUUCAUGAAUUAUGCUGUUAUUAUACCGAAUAUGCUCGUAUUCACAUCCUUUUGAAAUUAUUUUGUGAACUCAACUGGGAUUGUUACAAUGAUACUAGCAGUUUUUAGAUGGUUACCCCUGCUAGCGGCAAUGCGAGUUAUGGUUAAUAACCUAGUUGGAAUGUCACGUGGUCAUUACCUCCUUGGAGGCCAAAACCGGAUUCAUUGAU
This is a messenger RNA of Durio zibethinus, 1556 nucleotides long. RefSeq names its product FHA domain-containing protein FHA2-like. Gene Ontology annotation, biological process: regulation of ribosomal protein gene transcription by RNA polymerase II. Lineage: Eukaryota; Viridiplantae; Streptophyta; Magnoliopsida; Malvales; Malvaceae. Gene Ontology annotation, cellular component: nucleus. Gene Ontology annotation, molecular function: protein binding; sequence-specific DNA binding. The record is from RefSeq and is a predicted model, not a curated record.